Paramisgurnus dabryanus is the source of this 3209-nucleotide messenger RNA. RefSeq names its product GTPase IMAP family member 2-like. Gene Ontology annotation, molecular function: GTP binding. NCBI's taxonomy places the organism in Eukaryota, Metazoa, Chordata, Actinopteri, Cypriniformes, Cobitidae. The record is from RefSeq and is a predicted model, not a curated record.
UGUAUUGGCCAAGGACUCUCCUGUGUUCUCCACCUGCCUUCCUUCAGCAACGCUGGAACCCUCAGCACUGUGGUUAGCGACCUGGCUUUGGGCUCCACUUGUCUGACCUGCGGUUGCAGAGCAAUGUUGCUGCUUUUCCCCCACCUGACACUUCUUCUUCCCUUGGUGAAUCCUUAAACCUCUGAAGGUAGUGACUUUCUCCCAUCCGCACCUGCAUCUUCUCAAAAUCUUUAAAUCAUUGUCUUUAUCCGUUCCGGUCAUUACCAUGAAGUCCGUCAAGUUUGGCCCAUCUUCCACCCCGCCUCUCGGAGGGCCACCGGGUUGUUUCCCUUUCUUUAUCUUCGUAGUUUGUUUAAGGUGUCCCCUAAAGGACUGGUGGAUAAGGUAACUAGCCUGCCACCCCUGGUGCAGACUUUCCUGCUGUCAUCCAGUCUCUCCUGGCUGUCCUCCAGUCUUCCCUGGACGCCAACUGCCCUUUCACAGUAGUCACUGGAUGCCUCCAGAUUAAACUUAUCAAAAUACAGGCUGAUGGUCGACCUGCUGGGCAUUGCUGCCUGACGCACCUCCACCGGUGCCUUUGUGCAGUUGUUUUCCACCUCUUUAGGGCAUGAAACGGGUCAUCAGCUGGGGACCACCAGUCAUGGAUGUUUCGCUCCUUUAACCCCAGUACAUCUCCUGGUGCUAAAAACACAACAAAAGCUAAUGCUAACAUACAGCAGUCAGUCAAUGAGUAUAUUAACUAAACAAACAAGCAAGUUAUUCUAAGAUAACAUCAGGUAAAAGUCAAGGCAACAGAAAAACAAGCUAAACUUGGGUAUAGGGCAGACUUACUAACUACUGUGGUGACUUGAUGACUAAUUGGUUGCCCCUGUUUCCAAAGUAAUAUGUUUUAAUCUCUUAAACUUUGCCACCCCCCGUUGACCCACCGGUGGGUCCAAUAUUACAUUAUCACAUUUAGGUUCUCAGCUCAUUCACUUUUUUUGUCAGAAGCAAGGAGACUGGAAGCGAUCCACACAUAGAAGUGAACAUACACAUCACAAACAUGUAUUAAACUUAUAAAACCUUUGACAUUCACACCUGGUAAUUCACAUAAAUUAACAAACAUGACUGAAAUAGACUAGCAGAUCCGAAAAAUAAAGAGUUACCGCCUGGUGGGCCAUAAAACAGGGAACAUAAGAUCAUAAAUCAGUAAUUUGACAUUUUGACACAAAGCAUAUUGCAAAAGAAUUGUAGCAGAAUACUGUAACUUAGCAUAGCAUGCUAAGUACAUGUGGUAAAAUACUUGAUUUUAUGUUUUUUUUAUUUACAGUCUCCAAAAAUAAAUUUCAAAGAAUUUCCCCCAAAAACCAGGAUAUUUCUGCUGACAGCCGUUCAUUCAGAAGCAUCGUGCUGCUGGGUAAAACUGGUACUGGGAAGAGUGCUGCUGGAAACACAAUACUCGGAAAAAAUGCAUUCAAAUCUAAGAGGGGAACAGUCUGUGUAACUCGUGAAUGUUCAAAGGUACAAGCUACUGUGUCAGGCAGGGAAGUAUUAAUAGUUGAUACUCCUGGAUUCUGUGACACAGGCAUGGGAAAUGAAAAGAUAACGGAGGAGAUAGGAAAAAGUGCUUAUUUUUCCAGCCCUGGACCACAUGCUUUUCUUAUUGUUUUUAGAAUAACUGACAGAUUCAGUGAGCAGGAACAGGAGAUUCCUCAGAAAAUUGAGAGUAUAUUCGGUGAGGAAGUGUUAAAAUAUUCCAUCAUUCUCUUCACUCAUGAAGAUCAGUUAGAUGGAGAGCCCAUAGAGGAACUCAUUGAGGAAAGCAGUGCAUUACAAAAUCUAAUUAAACAAUGUGGAGGCAGAUAUCAUGUCUUUAACAACAAAGAUCAGAACAGAGAGCAGGUCAAUGAUCUACUGCAGAUGAUUGACAAAAUGUUAGGGCAGAAUGGAGGAGGGCCUUACAGUAAUGAGAUGUUUGAAGAUGCUUUGAAAUUGGGACAAGAAGACCCAAAUAAUGGACUUAUGCAGUUUUUAUUGAAGUAUAAGAAGUAUAUUUAUAUUGGAGCUAUUGCAGCUGGUUUGCUACUUGGUGGUGUAGUUGGAGGAUAUGUAGUUUGUAAAGGUGGAGCUGCUGUUAGUGUAUCUGUAGCUGGUGCAGCUGCAGCUGCCAGCAUUGGAACUAUUAGUGGAGCUGCUAUUGGUGGAAUUUCUUGUGCAGUUGCUGGUGGCGAUUCCAGCAAAAUUAUUGAAGGAGCUAUUGGUGGAGGUGUUGUUGGUGCAGGUGUGUUUGGUGGAGCUGCUGUUGGUGCAGCUCUUAGUGGAAUUGUUGGUAAUGCUGUCAUUGCUGGAGCUGUUGGUGGUGGAGCUGCUGCUGGAGCUGCCAUUGGUGGAACUGUUAGUAGAACUGUUGAUGGAGCUAUUAGUUGUGGAGUUGCAGUUGGUACAGCUGUUGUUAAUGGAGCUAUAGAUGUAGCUACCAUCAGUAAAACUGUUAAAAAAUAGUGGUGCAUCUGCUAAAGCUAUUCUGUGUAGCUCUUACUAAAGCUGUUGAAAAGGUUGUUAGUGGUAAUUAAGUUUCUAAAACAAGUCUGUUAUCACUGUAAUUGCUAGAAGACAUAAGUAAAAAUAUUCUUAACGUGUGUCUUACAGAGCUCCUUUCACUCACCACUGAGAUUCACACUUACGAUAAAUGCACGUUUAACUUUCAUAUUAUAUUAAGAUAAAUCAGUCAGAAACACUACAAAAAACUAUUUUAAUUCAAAUAAAAAUACUUAUAUCAUAAUUUUUGUUUGUUGUUAAAGUAGUCACUGCAUCUUAAUGUUCAAAAAUACUUUUGAAUAAAGUUUUUACAUUUAGAGCAAGAAAACAUGUAAUAUAUUUUUUUCAGUGUGUUUUUAUAAAUGCAUGCUGUUUUUAAUAAAUGCACAAACCAUUGAAAAUAUAGCGUAAGAUAAAUCUUCAUAAGGUUGCAAAACCUUAUUUUAUUUUAGAAAUGUAAAAAAUAUACUGAUAUCUUAAAGUUGAUUUUAUGUUAAUGAUUCUGAUGCAGUCACUAGAUGUUCAUAGAGUAAAGCUUCUGACAAAAGUUUAAUCUUUGAGUCUUUUGGGGUAUUUUCCACAGCAAAUUCUAAACUAGUUACUGAUUAAAGCACAUGGCAUGUCCUUGUUCUUCCCAUAUGUAUUUAUGUCAACACAAAAAAAGAGCACCCAUAUGUAUUUAUGUCAACACA